Messenger RNA from Cheilinus undulatus (humphead wrasse), 669 nucleotides. RefSeq names its product cytochrome c oxidase subunit NDUFA4. The record is from RefSeq and is a predicted model, not a curated record. The transcript has 4 exons. Lineage: Eukaryota; Metazoa; Chordata; Actinopteri; Labriformes; Labridae. The coding region runs from base 144 to 401 and encodes 85 amino acids.
GGCAGAGGAGGUGGUGAACACUUCACUGUACGUGCAGGCCUGUAGGAAACCCGCACGAGCUCCUCCAGAAGAAGAAGCGCGCAUUUUUCCCACCCUCACAUUUUCAUCUUUAUCGGACUCCGUCAGCGGGAAGACUGUCCACCAUGUCAUCCAUACUGGGAACGGUCGUCAAACAAGUCAAAAGCCAUCCAGCUCUCAUCCCGCUCUUCAUCUUUAUUGGUGGAGGCGCAACAAUGAGCAUGAUGUACCUGGGUCGCCUGGCUCUGAAAAACCCUGAUGUCUCAUGGGAUCGCAAGAACAACCCUGAGCCCUGGAACAAUAUGGCACCUGAUCAGCAGUACAAACUUUUCACAGUUAACAUGGACUACUCCAAGAUGAAGAAGGACAGGCCUGACUUCUAAGUCAUCAUGUCUUUAUGCCUCUAUGACGUAUCGUCAGUGUAAGAAGCCUUUGCACUUUUUGCCAAACACAAACAAGCCCAGACUGCUGAAUGAAGGUGGCAUCACACACUGUACUGCACUCAUUUAGCCAGUUUAUUUCCAAUGUAAGGGGAAAGGGAUCAUACACUUAUCUAUGACUGUAAGAAAUAAAACAGGCAACCACCUGUUUUACUAAAUGAUUAAUUUAUUUUAGUCUAUGCUGUAAAUUAUUAAAACCAUUUCAAUCGGA